Messenger RNA from Cyphellophora europaea CBS 101466, 735 nucleotides. RefSeq lists its product as uncharacterized. Gene Ontology annotation, molecular function: acyltransferase activity, transferring groups other than amino-acyl groups. NCBI's taxonomy places the organism in Eukaryota, Fungi, Ascomycota, Eurotiomycetes, Chaetothyriales, Cyphellophoraceae. The record is from RefSeq and is a predicted model, not a curated record. The coding region runs from base 1 to 735 and encodes 244 amino acids. The transcript has a single exon.
AUGCACAUCCAACCUGCCACGUUUGCAGAUGUUAGCGAACUGGCCACACUAUCUGCCGCGGCCAUGGCCCUCGAUGAAUGCAUUGGACUGCACGGGUUCUUGUGUCCAUAUGGGCACGCCUAUCCGCUGUCUCGUCGUGAAGGCUUUCUCCGCCGUGUCAAGGGCCGCUUCUAUCAAGGAGGAGUGACAAUGUUCAAUAUGGUGACUGAUACCUUCGAUCCUGACUAUGAUGGCACCUCACGCAUCAUCGGUCACAUUGGCAUGUCUUCCACCCUCACCGAUCCCAACGCAGAAUCACUGGAUGACCGUAUCUGGAACGCUCUCAACCUUCGCCUUCACAGAGCUGAGGACUUCGUCCGCUGGUAUAUAGGAUCCGACCACUCAACAUCAAACGCCAACGUGCGUGCGUUUCUUGCCACACAGAAGACCAUCGACCCAGCCGACUAUCUCGAUCCGAAAGGCCGCCACUACCACUUUUGCGAGUACCUGGUGGUCAGCCCCGACCACCAGCGAAGGGGAAUAGGAAAGGCGCUCGUGGAGUUCGCGCAGGCGAGAGCGAGAGCCGAGCGUGUUCCCAUACUGCUGACGUCAAGUGUAGCAGGCGUGAGGUUCUACGAGUCUUGUGGGUUCAGAGAAGUCGCAAAGCUUCCGUUCGCCGAAGGCAGCGGUAUUGAGGAUCCACUGAUGUUGUGGGAGCCAGAGGGGCUCGAGAAGGAUGCAAUUUCAAAUGGCUGA